Molecule: messenger RNA, 1939 nt
Organism: Anguilla rostrata (American eel)
Lineage: Eukaryota; Metazoa; Chordata; Actinopteri; Anguilliformes; Anguillidae
Exons: 10
Coding region: 828-1586 (252 amino acids)
Source: RefSeq, a predicted model, not a curated record
ACAGAUUGUUGUUAAAUGUGAGUGAGUGUGUCAGACUUUAGUCGUCUAAAAGUCAUCUAGUGUAUGAGAGGCAUAAUCUACAAGUCUUUGGGCUGCGGGUGAAAAGCUGGAACACCCAGAGGAAGCCCACAUGGACCCGAGGAGAACAUGCAGGCUCCACACGGAAAGGCUUUGGCUGGGAUUCGGCCUUGGGACCUUCAUGAUGAAGGGUUACUGUGCUACCCGCUGCCCCACCACGCCCGAGGUUCCAUCUGGUCUGGAGUCAAUGACGCUGUCCUCCUCCCAAAAUUACGCACCGCAGACACUCAGACAUUUUGAUUCAUGAUGACUGGCUGUUGUAGAUUAACUUGAUUUUAUUUUCCUUCAUUCCAAAUGCCCACUAUCUUCAGGGAAGGUACUGGAACACAAGAGAUUGAUCUGGAAAAGAGGAUCUGAAAGCAGCCCCAGUUCUUAUCAGGGCAGACUGCAGCACCCAGGAUCAGGAAGAAUGGAGAGAACCAGGGGAGAGAGGAGAGAGCCAGCUGUUUCAGAUCUGGAGCCAUUUUCAUCAAACCUUUUGGGAGACAUGUACAAGAGGAGAGACCCGCCUGCUUUAAAUCCAGGGUUGUUUUCAUCAAAGGUUCAAGGUUUCUUUAUUCGUAUCCAGGGAUAAAUGUAUUUUUCAGGCAGGAGAUGCAGCAUUCCACAGGUACAGAGGACAUCAGAGCAACACAAUACAGCAAUACAACACAAAAGACAUCACAAGACAAGUAUAUACGGCUCUUGUACUUUUCAAGAAGUAGGAAGUAAAUCGGCUGGAUUCACAGUUUCCGUAACGACGUAGAACGAUGCCACAUUUGGUCAGAGGAAGCGGACACGUGCUCACAAGUCUGGUGUAUUUUAAACUACGCAUCAUAACUAAGAAUAGCUGGCUUUUGAGGAUGGUGCCGGAAUCAGUCGGCAGUCUGCUAGGCUAUUGUAGCAACAGGAAAAUGCUGGUUUGGUGCUGGUUUCUCUUGCAAUUUUUUUUUCAUCUCAUCGAUGCAGAAGCUGUGUACUGUAUAAAGGAAUUGCCCUGCAAUGUCACUGAGUGCUUUAAAAUUAGGGACUCAGAAAACGUCUGCAGCUCCAUCCAGCAAACAGAACACUGUAGUAACAGUGGAACCCUCAUCAAGUUGAAAUGUGAGGCACAAUUACAAUGCUUCUGCAAUGAAGAAGGUCCGUUUGAACUGGAUGAGCUUCCUGAAAUCCCUGUAAAAGAUCAAAGUAGCAUUUCCAUGGAAAAUGAGGUCUAUCCUGAGAAAACCAAGCGCAAUGAAGAUGACCUAUCCACACCUGAAGUGCCAGAGAGGAACAACACCAACAGGACCGAGUCAUCUGGUUCCAGCAUGACCCCACUGAAGAUUGCUGCUGCUGUUGCUGUUCCUGCUGUUGUUGGUAUUGGUGUUGGUGCCAUUGCAUACUGCGUCUGGAAGGCCCAUCGAAUGCAGGGGCACAAAGACGCAGAGCAGGAAGAGAGAGACCCACAGAGACAGCCCCUGGCACAGGACCAAAACAUAAUGGAGCUGGAAGACAGGAACGGAGAUGGGGAGGAGGAAGUGGUGUAGGAUGAGGAUGGGGAGGGGGAGGGGGCAAUUUGGCACAGCUGUAUAUAAAUAGUAGAAGAUGGUGUUUGUUUUAUUUUUUUGUUUAAUAAAUCAUGACAGCAUUGGACUCCGUGGAUGAUUUCUGUAAUGUACAUCAAAACACCUACUCCCACACCUGUAGUGUAUGGAAGAAAAUAACGUUACAAAAGAACACAUCAAAUGUAACGGAUUUAUCAGUAUAUAUAUAUCAGUCGAUUUAUCAAUGAAUAUAUUUGACUUCUUCAACGGUGAACUAAAUAUUUCAUUUAAUUUAUUUGCCUUUAGUUUUAUAAUGUUGAGUUGACAUCUCAAAAAUUUUACUUCCCAAAAUUCCA